Vollenhovia emeryi is the source of this 1370-nucleotide messenger RNA. RefSeq lists its product as uncharacterized. The record is from RefSeq and is a predicted model, not a curated record. NCBI's taxonomy places the organism in Eukaryota, Metazoa, Arthropoda, Insecta, Hymenoptera, Formicidae. The transcript has 6 exons. The coding region runs from base 513 to 1025 and encodes 170 amino acids.
CGGCUUGGUAGUCUUUUCAGCCCUCGAUCCGCAGUCCAACGCGAUCCGCAGACUUCGACGGUCGCCUGUCUGCCCGACGUAAUUUUUCCGCCGUCGCCGUUCACCGCGGAUUUUCUUGAUCGCCGCUCCGCUUGCCAUACGUGUUUACUCUAGUCCGAUUACAUUGAUCAAUUGCACGCACAUUCUUCCGAAUAUUAAUGCGGGGUAACAAAGCGUUAGAUAAACUCGCAGACACUGUAAGCCCGCGAAGUUACAAUAAUUUCGGAGUGAACUCUUUAUUUUGUUCUCCUGUUGUUUAAAAUAAUUUGUCUGUCGCGCGUGCAGAUUUGUCGAAACAUUGAAGAAGUGAUGCUUUAGAAAAAUAUGAGGCAGUUGGGAUUUUUAUUGUCGGAAACUGUACAGUGAAAUGCCGAAAUUAUUUCGCCCGCGAGUCAAGGUUGAGACGAAAGUCGUUUAUUGUGCUUGAGAAGAAAGCGAUUCUCAUCGAAGAUGAGAAAUCAGGCGACGCUAGCAUGAUCGACAUCGGUGCGAUUGGUAUCCUGACACUCUUCCUGAUCCUCGGCAAUCUCGAGGCGGUCACAGUCGUGAACCACCAUUCUGACGAUGAAUACGUCCUGGAGCACGAAGUCCUUCGCAAGGACGCGCUCGCUGAAGCGAAGAAACUGGAGCUAUAUCCUGCCGGCAUGGACGAGAAAGGACCCAUUCCGGGAUGCAAGUCUUGCACCUACUCCGAGAUGACUUACUGCGAGAACGGCAGCGUUAUCAACGAUCAUUGUUGCUGCGACGGCAGUUUCAAUAAAGUGUUUCCCUUCGUCGAGCACACUUGUCGCGUGGGACCAGAGGAAUGCAAGGUGCACGCUGGAGACUGCGCGGAAUACACGCGACUGCGGGAAUGCUGUUGCCAUUCGUACUUGGCCUCCGCUUGGAAAUACAUGGCGAGUGGUGUAGAAUCGCGGGCCAGUAUAAAUUUCAUAAAAUUCGUGAUUAUCCUAACGAUUCUCAGGUUACAUCUGUUAUUGGCUUGAAACUCACCAAAAGUUUUGUAUAUCAUAUUAAUUAUUUUAAUAAAUUGUUUUUUAUAUCGACUCAAGAGAACUGGUACUUCUUUGUAAUUUGAUAAGAAGUGAUUUUGACUUGAAUGACUCUGAACUUGAAUUAAGAAAGUAAAUAGUAGAAUAGGUAGAAUUUUAUCGUUCUAAAAUGUAAAGCGAACGGAAUUAGGAAACAAGAAAGGGGACAGUAUUUAUGUUCCCUCUCAUUUAAUUAUUUUUAAUACAAUUUUCCAAGACAUGUUUAUAGAACAGAUACUAAUUGCGAUAAUAAAUUGUGUAUAUGUACAAAGAAGGUCUGUAAAUAUAUUUUACGCAAAU